CAGUUUGAUUAGCCAGUAACUACAGUCUACAACGCUCUCUUGUCAUGCGCCAGGCCGACAGGCGCCAGCAUCGAGCAUACAUAAUAGUGCCGUUUUCCGAAAACUAGUCUCGUUCACUCUGCCCAAUAUUGUUUAUUUUGUGCACUUACCAAUGGGCCCGAUUAUACACCGUGCUGCAUGUAAAAAUGUAAACUUUGUGUACUGUGGCGCCUGAAGGUAAAAAGCAAAAAGCCCGUAAUAUACGUACCUGGACCGCACGUCACUAUGUCAAACUACUUGAGUAGCGCCUCCACUAAGAAAUCCGAUGACAAGUAUGACGACGAACUGACCGAUAGAGACGAUACUAAAAGAAAGUCAAGAAACCUAAGUGAGAAGAAACGCAGGGAUCAAUUUAACAACUUAAUCAACGAAUUAAAUCGCAUGUUGUCCACAACCAAUAGAAAAAUGGAUAAGUCUACUGUUUUGAGAACAACUAUAAAUUAUUUAAAUAAACAGAAAGAUAUAUUAUUGAAUUCAAGAGUACACGAAAUAGAUAAUGAUUGGAAACCAGAAUUCCUAUUGAAUGAAGAAUUUACACAUAUAAUUUUAGAAGCACUGGAUGAAUUCAUUAUAGUAUUUACAUCAUUAGGAAAAAUUCUCCAUGCUUCAGAAACUGUCACUGCUCUUCUUGGUUAUCUUCCGAAAACCAUGGAAAAUUUAUCAAUAUUCAAAAUAAUUCAUGAAGCUGAUCACUCAAUGUUACAAGAUCGAAUUGUAGAAUCCAGACUUUCUAAGAAUUAUGAUAAUGAUCAAAUUGUAUUUUCUUGCCAUUGUAAAAGACAUGAUCCAUUUAAAGAUAAAGAGGAAAAAAGUCAAUUUGAAUUGGUGCAAUUUUUCGGUUACUUUCAACCAAGUAGUGAAAUAUAUCAUGGUAACAAUUUUAGGAUUUCAUCUCCAUUUAGCAGUGAAGAAGAUGACCUAAACCUAGUAUUUGUUGGUAUUGGACGAAUUAUGACUCCACAGUUAUUAAAAGAAUUACCAGUUAUGGAGGAUAUAAAAAGUGAAUUCACCUCCAGACACAGUUUAGAAUGGAAAUUUUUAUUCCUCGAUCAUAGAGGUCCAUCAAUUAUUGGCUAUAUGCCAUUUGAAGUACUAGGGACAUCAGGUUAUGAAUAUUACCAUAUUGAUGACCUAGAAGAUGUAAUAUUAUCACACCAAGCUCUUAUGUUGAAAGGCGAAGGAACAUCUUGUUACUAUCGGUUUUUAACCAAAGGCCAACAAUGGAUAUGGUUACAAUCAAGAUAUUAUAUCAGUUACCACCAAUGGAACUCAAAACCUGAAUUCAUUGUUUGUCAUCAUCAAGUCAUAAAUUAUUUUAAUAUUAUUAAAAAAGAAAGUGAGACUAAUGAUGGAAGAAAGAAUAGUAAAAAAAGAUUAUGGCACGUUCCUUUAAAUGAAAUUGAACAUCAAUCAUCAAAUAGUGAUUAUGAUUCAUACCCAAAGAGAUAUUAUGAACAACAAAGUACAGACUCGCCAAAAAUGAAAAUUAGAUCAAUUGAAGAUAUUCAAAAUUCUAAUUGUGAAGGUGAGUCGUUGACAUUGAUAGAAAACAAACAAGAUAUUUCUGAAACAUUAAACAAUUAUUUAGAAAAUGCCCAAUCUUCAGUAAAAUUACCUGCUGGCUCAGUUUCCCCAUCACAGGAAAAUCUCAUUCAAAAUCAGUUACAACGGAAACAAGAGCAAUUGCAAAAAACUAUAGUCAAACAACAGGAGGAACUAAAGAAAAUAACUAAACAAUUAUUAAUGGCCCGAUGUGGAAUUUUGCCAACAUUUGUGGAUGAUUCUUUACAAACAUCCUCGCAGCCUUCUGAGCAAACAACUCAACAAGAGACCUCUACCGAUCAAAUAAUUUGUUCCGAUGCCAGUGGAGAACUGUUUGAAACGCCUCCAUUAAUUUCUUCUGAUGUUUUAUUAUUACAUGAACGAAAUGAACAAGUUAUGCAACAUUCCUAUUCAUCAAAUAUAACACAGAACAUGGUCAAUGAAGGAGGAGGACAAUUGGAUUAUAGCUAUAAUAAUCAGUCUAAUGAUGUUCUUUUUGAACAAAGUUCUCCUUGAAAACAAUAACUAUUUUAAAGGUAGCUUAAUUUCUCAUGUAUAUUUCUUAAUGUUUCGUUGUUAUUAUAUAUAUCCAACGCUCAAUGAUUUUUUAGUAUAAUAGUAUAUAAAUAAUGAAGUGAGUUAUCACUCACUAUUUACUACAAAUUACCAAGUAUGUAUUUAAAAAAAAUUGUAUAAAGGAUUUUAAUAAUUUAUUCUUAAA
Rhopalosiphum maidis (corn leaf aphid) is the source of this 2302-nucleotide messenger RNA. RefSeq names its product circadian locomoter output cycles protein kaput-like. The record is from RefSeq and is a predicted model, not a curated record. NCBI's taxonomy places the organism in Eukaryota, Metazoa, Arthropoda, Insecta, Hemiptera, Aphididae. Gene Ontology annotation, biological process: regulation of transcription by RNA polymerase II; circadian regulation of gene expression. The transcript has 14 exons. The coding region runs from base 265 to 2097 and encodes 610 amino acids. Gene Ontology annotation, cellular component: CLOCK-BMAL transcription complex; nucleus; cytoplasm. Gene Ontology annotation, molecular function: DNA-binding transcription factor activity, RNA polymerase II-specific; protein dimerization activity; RNA polymerase II cis-regulatory region sequence-specific DNA binding.